Molecule: messenger RNA, 1522 nt
Organism: Blepharisma stoltei
Lineage: Eukaryota; Ciliophora; Heterotrichea; Heterotrichida; Blepharismidae
Source: the annotation of a GenBank genome assembly
AUGGCGAGGUUUCUUCUGUUACUGGGACUUGCCUUUGCAAUUUAUGAAAUUCCUCUACUUCCAAUUAUUGAAACUCCAGAAGAAAAAGUUGCAUACUUCAAAAGCAUAAAAGCCAGAAGAGAACAAAAAAGGACUUUUCAAGCUACGAGUGAAAUUUUCCUUACUAUCUCUUCCUUAGUGAGCAAAACCAUUGCAAAAUCUAAUUUCGGGAAAUUAAUCUAAUCCGUAAAAAAAUAAUAAAAUUGUAAUAUAGAGUUUUUCUAUAAAAUAGAUCGAUAUAUAGGCAGUAAUUACUAUAGUUAAUAUAUCUCGCUAAUUUUAAUACAUUUUGAUAGCUUGCAUUCUAAGGAAUAAAUUUUAUAUAUUAAAUUUUUCAUAUUAAAAAUUUUAUACAUAAAAAUUAACCCUGCGAAUUACAAGAAAUUUUACUGUCUUGCAGGAGGGAUUAGUAAUUAUUUAGAUGCCCAAUAUUAUGGCCAAAUAGGAAUUGGCACUCCUGCACAGCCUUUUAAAGUUGUUUUUGAUACAGGAUCUUCUAAUCUUUGGGUUCCUUCAUAUGAUUGCCGUACGACUGCUUGCUUUGUUCACAAGACUUAUAAAUCUUCAGCCUCUAGCACUUAUGUUAAAAAUGGAACAGCCCUUAAUUUGACUUAUGCCAAAGGCGCAGUAGAAGGCUUUAUAAGUCAAGAUACAGUAAGCUGGGGAGAUUUCACUAUUACAAAUGUGCUUUUCGGAGAAAUUACCAAGCUUGAUGGAGUCUCAUUUAUUGCAGCCAGGUUUGAUGGAAUUUUGGGUAUGGCUUGGCCUGCUAUUGCAGUAAACAACAUCCCACCAGUUUUUAACAUGCUAAACCAGCAGCAAAACUUGACUAACUAUCAGUUUGCAUUUUACCUCAGCGUGGCAGCAGGAGCUUAUGGAAGUAGACUUACUCUUGGAGGGUAUAACCCUGCCCUUGCUAAAACUCCUUUCCAAUAUGCUCCAUUAUCUAAUAAGACAUACUGGGAAGUAGCCAUCUCUUCUAUUACAGUUGGAAGCAACACUAUUGAUCUUACAGGAAUCCAUGGAGUUGUAGACACCGGAACAUCAAUUCUGAUUGGAGACAGAGUACUUAUUGACUUAAUUAGCGAAAAGGUCGGAGUAGUGAAGACUGAUUGUAAAGAUUUAAACACCUUGCCACCAGUCACUUUUAAUAUUGCUGGAAAUAGCUAUCCUUUGACUCCUCAGCAAUAUGUAUUGCAAGUGACUUCCCAAAACCAAACAGAAUGCAUAUCAGGGUUCGAUGCAAUGGAUUUCCCACCGUACUUGAAAAACACUAUCAUUUUGGGUGAUAUGUUUAUCAGGGCUUAUUAUACUCUCUUUGACUUUGCUAAUUCCAGAGUAGGUUUUGCUAACUCAUCGAAUUUAUUGGUGAUAUUAAUUUUAGCAUAAAAAUAUUGGUGAAUAGGUAGGUUGUUACAAAAAGAGGUAUUUACCGACUGUCAAAAUAUGUAUAUUUAAUAUUAAUCGAAGUAAGGCAGCUUAA